Messenger RNA from Varanus komodoensis (Komodo dragon), 3476 nucleotides. RefSeq names its product G protein subunit beta 1 (gene GNB1). Bases 554 to 1576 code for a protein of 340 amino acids. Lineage: Eukaryota; Metazoa; Chordata; Lepidosauria; Squamata; Varanidae. Gene Ontology annotation, biological process: G protein-coupled receptor signaling pathway. Gene Ontology annotation, cellular component: heterotrimeric G-protein complex; cytoplasm. The record is from RefSeq and is a predicted model, not a curated record. The transcript has 10 exons. Gene Ontology annotation, molecular function: protein binding; signaling receptor complex adaptor activity.
AUGUUCUUAUCCUCCCCCAAUUCUGUGGGAAAGUAGGAAACUGAGAAAACAUGUUGGGCACAACAUCCAGGGGAUUUUGACUUCAAAGCAAGUUUCUGGCUGCUGCACCUGCAAAUCUGCUAGAAAGUGUGUGAGAAAAACCUUUUAAAACAGCAGACAAGAAAAGCUGUUGAUUAUUUCUGCUAAGGUGGCAUAGGGCUUCAGGGCCACACCCAGCUUUUUGCCCUUCACCGUGACUAGCAAGGCAGGCCAAAUUAUGCACAAUAUGGGAAACGUGCAAAUCGAGUAAUUUACACAGACUGUAGAAAUAAGCCUUACUUAGCACAGAGUUUGGGUUGCCUUGAAGCCGGAUCGGUGUCUGUGGUCUAAAUCCAUAAGUGGCCCUAAUGUUGACUCUGAAUCUGCAGUCCUGUGUGUGUUUGCUUGGACUUACUUGUGAGUAAACAUGUAAGUAUGCUAUUUCCGUUCCACUCGCCUCAAUGGUUUUUAUUUCUCUUUCCAGAUUUUUGAGCAUCUGAGAGGUGUCAUCAAAGCACACCUUUAGCACGGGAAGAUGAGUGAACUUGACCAGUUACGCCAAGAGGCGGAGCAACUGAAAAACCAAAUUAGAGAUGCCCGGAAAGCAUGUGCUGAUGCUACAUUGGCUCAGAUCACAGCCAAUAUCGAUCCAGUGGGCCGCAUCCAGAUGCGCACUAGAAGAACACUGCGGGGACACCUGGCUAAAAUUUAUGCAAUGCACUGGGGGACCGAUUCCAGGCUUCUCGUUAGUGCCUCACAGGAUGGCAAGCUGAUCAUUUGGGACAGCUACACCACAAACAAGGUCCACGCCAUUCCCCUGAGAUCCUCCUGGGUCAUGACCUGCGCAUACGCCCCAUCUGGAAACUACGUGGCUUGCGGUGGCCUCGAUAACAUCUGCUCCAUUUACAACCUGAAAACACGCGAAGGCAACGUCCGCGUGAGCCGCGAGCUGGCCGGCCACACAGGCUACUUGUCGUGUUGCCGUUUUGUGGACGAUAAUCAAAUUGUGACCAGCUCCGGAGAUACCACCUGCGCCCUCUGGGACAUCGAAACGGGCCAGCAAACGACCACGUUUACCGGCCACACCGGCGACGUCAUGAGCCUGUCCCUUGCUCCGGAUUCCAAGUGUUUUGUUUCUGGUGCCUGCGAUGCCUCUGCGAAGCUGUGGGAUGUCCGAGAAGGGAUGUGCCGGCAGACCUUCACCGGCCACGAGUCCGACAUCAAUGCCAUCUGCUUCUUCCCGAACGGCAACGCGUUUGCCACCGGAUCCGACGAUGCCACGUGCCGGCUGUUUGACCUCCGGGCUGACCAGGAGCUGAUGGUGUAUUCCCAUGACAAUAUAAUUUGUGGCAUCACCUCUGUAGCGUUCUCCAAGAGCGGGCGUCUUCUUCUAGCUGGCUAUGAUGACUUCAACUGUAAUGUUUGGGACACGCUCAAAGCUGACAGAGCAGGUGUCCUCGCGGGCCACGACAACCGUGUCAGUUGCUUAGGAGUAACUGAUGACGGCAUGGCCGUGGCCACAGGAUCGUGGGACAGCUUCCUCAAGAUCUGGAACUAAAGUCUGUAGAAUAGCGGUGGACUCCACACUGACUGGAAGACUUUUCCAACGUUGAAAGUUUAAAAUAAUGUAUCCAAUCCAACUGUACUAACUCGGACACCCCUUCACCUCUCCCCCAGUUGCUACCCAGCCACCCAAAGGCAAGACCUCUCACAUCUCCCGUUGCUGAAAUGAAGAGCACAAUUCUCUCUAAAAGAAGAAAUUCUGUGGUUAUAUACAAAAUAGCAAAAGAAGUAAAAUUGUGCAUUCCUUUUGGGACCACUUUUUGUCUAGAAAGCUAAAGAAAAACACUUGAGUAAGCAUGUCCAGACAAAAAAAGAGGAAAAAUACAUUGUGAAGCAGACAACUUUUAACUUUCACUGUAGUUUAAAAAUUGCGAACCAUUGAUCUGGUUUUCUGACUCUGAGUUGGGGUGGGAGGGCAUUGUUUUAAUCUCACUUUCAAACUUUGAAGUCGUGUUUGUAGCGGGGUUGUUAUCUACUUUUCGUCCAUACUUCCAUUUCCUUUCCUCUUUUUUUUUUUUUUUAAAUGCAGUUUGCUUUUACAGUCCAUUGUUGAGCCAAGACAAGGGAGUCCAAGCCCAGAUGCUUCUGGGAUUGUUAAUGCUGUAAAUUUAGUCCCUGAAUUCUUUUUUUAUUUCUGUCUUUAGUGUCACAAAUUGUUGCACAAAUAUUGCAUAUAUAGGGAUAAUGUUAAGAAGUAAGAUAACCAAGCACACGCUGUACAUGGCAUUGAAUGUUCGUUUAAAAAAAAAUAUUUCACCUUUUAUGGGUAACAACAUGCAGACUAGGUUUUUUCCACCCCACCUCACCUAUCAUGGCUCCGUUUUAUUUCAUUUCGUUUCAUUUUUAUUUAGGCAUAGUUUGACUUUCUGAUGCCUCACUGGAGGGCAGUCUGUAGCCGAACCUACCCCAUAAUCUCAACAAACAAGAUUCUUUGGUUUUGGGGGGCGGGACAGGGGAAGAGUUGGAAAGAGCUUGGCUAUUACAUCAAUUCUUUGUGUAUGAAACAAUGUACAAAUCAAUGUUUUUGAAAAUAAUGAUCUUAAACAAGAAGAACGGAAAGAAGAAAAUGUUUUGGUUUGCCAUAUUUGGUUGGAUUACUCUUUAGAAUCGCAUGCUGUAGAAAUGCUUGAGUGCAUAUGAGACUAAUGCGUCCUUAUGUGUUUUCUCUCAAGAAAUAACCUGUUCAUUUUCUAAAAAAGAAAAAGAGAAAAAAGUCAUAACCAUUGCUGAUCUCAUGUAUCGCUACUACUCUGAGCAUACGGAAAGCCUAUGGAGGAUGAAAAUUACCAAGCCAUGCGCAUUUUGGAGUGGUGCGAUAGCACUCUUCUCAAUUUAAAGGAAAGAGAGAAAGAAAGCACCCGGUUAAACAAUUGCUGUAGUUAAGAUUCUGGGGUGGAGAAGGGAGGAAAAGGGCCGAAAUUCCCAGUUGCCAGUUGGCUUAUCAGAUCAGGAUUUCUCCCCCUAACAAAGCUGCCUUUCCUGGCUUUGUGUUCUGAAAGUGAAAGGGGGGGGGGGAAGCCCUCAAGAGCAUUUGGACAGCAAAUUGCUUCGUCAAACUUCAAUUCUCCCUUUCGCUGCACCAGAAUUCCCCCCCCCCCCCUUCGCUGCAGCAGUGGCUUUUAUCCAUGUUGGGUUUCUUCCCUCUCUCUGCAAACAUCCUGUACAAAAUGUGCUGUAAUCGUGCGUUUUCAGGCCUGGAUUUGGCAUUUCAAAUUUUUAAAGACCUUCCCCACCCACCCCGCUCAUGGAUCCUGUAGAGCUUUUUCCACACCCUUGUAUCGUUCACCUUUUGUAUUUAAUUUUAAAGUCAGUGUACUUCAAGAAAGCUGGAUGCCAGAUAGAUACUAUAUUAAAAUGUACUGUUAUUUAAGAUGUAAUAAAGCAGUUUGACAUGA